UUUCCUUGUGCUCAAUGAUGACUUCCCAGUAACUUGCCCGUUAUUUUAGUUUUUUCAAGUUCAACAAAUACCUCAUGGGAACACCAUAUCCGAGCGGACCUCCUUGAUAAUCACGACCGCAAGGUGUAACCAGUAUUAAGAUGCAAAAGAGAAGUGGAGGUGCUGUUCGCGUUGAUAGUCAGUAGGCUUGUGAAAGUGGUAGGAUCGUGCAAUGGAUUCUUUUCUUUUAGUUAUCUUAAUAGGGCAUUCGCAGAAACUGUCGCUUACAUAUGGUUAUUAUAUAUGGGUACCGGAAUAAUAUGGAGUGCGUGACAAAUAGUGGUCACUCUUGUUGUCAACUAAAUUUUCAUGCUGUAUGUCGCAGGACAAACGUUUCCCACACUAGGAAAACCUCUUAAUUGGCACCUUGAGAAAUUCAUUACACUGUAACCGUUAAACACAUAGUCCCUUAAUGACUUCUUUUCUUCUGCAUAACCCACGCAUCGCGAGCUACUAUGUGGGAUUACAUCAGCUCCUAAUCCACUCAGAAUCUGUUUACGAAGUAUUGAUAAUGAUAACGAUGAGCUAGCAUAAAUCAAGUGGAAUUCUCUUUUCGGUUUUUCUCUCUGGCAACAUGGUCUCAUUGUAUAUUCGAUAGUUUCCUUGCUUGUUUAACAUUUACACGGAGAAAGCGGCUCGUCAACGGUUUGUGAUAAUUGGUAAGCAAAAAUGACUGAUGGGAAGUUUCGUUCGAUUCAGAAAUUUACCAUUUGCUCAGAAAACCCCAAUUUACCGAAAGAGUCCAGGACCCGUCCACACUACGCCAGGGUGUAGUGUUUGUAAGGUACAUUUUGGUGCAUCAUACAUAAUACACUUAAGCGCGCAAUGUAAGCUGGGAAGUUGAUUAUUAAAGCAGCAUGGCAUACCUCUCGAUUUCAAUCGUGUGUCGUAUCCGUUCAUUGCAAUAAUCUAGUUCCGUCGGUUGUGGAACGUGACAUCUUGCGACGAGGAUUGAAGUUGCAACUGCCCAGACCAUGGCGUCAAUAAAGAUAGACGAUUUAACGAGUGUAAAACCCUUCGACCCACAUGGUGAACUUUCAGGCGUGGGAAGGCGAUAGCAGCGUUGGUUGAAAAGUUUCUCGGUGUAUGCCGACAGCAAAGGCUUGCUCAUCGAAGCGGAAAAAGCGGAUAAUAAAAUCCAGAGGAGAGCUUUACUCCUUCAUUCUGCCGGCGAAGCUGUUCAAGAAAUUUUCGAAACGUUGGCUGACACAGGCGAGGCGAAAGAUUACGAAAAAGCGGUGAAGGCUUUGAACGAUUAUUUCAUUCCAAAGGUAAAUUCGACAUGCCAAAAUCACCUGUUCCGCAGCAUGGAACAACAGGACGGCGAAACUGUGGCUCAGUUCGUGACACGAUUGAGGCGAGUGGUCAAGGACUGUGACUACGGCGAACAAGCUGAAAACCAGAUUCGGGAUCAAGUCGUGCAGAGAUGCAAAUCACAUGAAUUAAGGAAGAAACUACUGGAAAAAGGUGAGAAAUUAACCUUAGAGCUGUUACUUUCGACGGCAGCAAAUCACGAGCGAGUUCAGUCACAACUGGAGAAUAUGGAAGGCAGAAAGGAUGUGAAUUUGGUCCGCCACAAGCAGGAAGACAAAGAGAAGGAGUCUGUAAAGCGAGCAUGCUACAGAUGUGCAAAAGUAGGACAUUUUGGACGAGACUCUGAAUGCCCUGCGAAAGGAAAAACUUGUCAUAAGUGCGGAGGAGCUGACCAUUUUGGUUCGCAGUGUAGAACAAAAACAGCCAAACCUCCCAAACCUAGACAAGGAGAGACAAAAGGAAAGAAAAAGAAGUCAGUAAGGUAUGUGGGAAGUGAAAGAGAUGAAGAUGAGUAUGCAUUUACUUUGAAUUCUGCUACAUCUCCUGAGAAAAUAGAUGUGACCUGUGGGCGGAGUUGUAGUUGCAAUGCUGAUUGAUUCGGGUGCGAGCACCAAUGUGAUUGACAAAAAUAUGUGGUCAAAGUUAAAGCAAGACAAGAUUAAGUGUGUGUCGAGAAAGAGUGAUAAGAAGCUUUAUGCGUAUGGCAGUAAACAGCCGUUGAACGUUCUAGGAACAUUCUCAGCACUGGCAAGAGUAGAGGGGAAAGAAGCCAAAGCCGAAUUUGUCGUUAUUAAUGGUGAAGGGGCAGCACUGCUUGGAAGAGAAACUGCCAUACAGCUAGGCGUGUUGAAAUUAGGAACCCGGAUCUGCACUGUGACAUCUAAUGAG
Messenger RNA from Orbicella faveolata, 2241 nucleotides. RefSeq lists its product as uncharacterized. The record is from RefSeq and is a predicted model, not a curated record. Gene Ontology annotation, molecular function: nucleic acid binding; zinc ion binding. NCBI's taxonomy places the organism in Eukaryota, Metazoa, Cnidaria, Anthozoa, Scleractinia, Merulinidae.